GAACUGGAAUGCUCGAGAAAAAGAAAGAAAGCAAAGCAACUCACUGGACGGGACGGGACAGGACAUGGCAGCUAUAGGAGACGCCGAUCCAUUCGCCUCCAUCUUCUCUCAGAAGAACGCCAGGCCUCCCGACGACACCGUUUUCUACUCCAUCUUCCCUGACUUCUCACUCCUCUCCCAUUCCUCCCAAUCCUCAAACCCUACGGCCCCCGCCGACCUCUCUUCGCAACUCCAAUCCCUGCACCUCCAAAUCCUCAACUCCCUCUCCCCCUACACCUCCGACUACAUUUGGCAGCACGAGCCCUUCACUCUGUCUCUCUCCGCCGCCAACGCCGCCUGUCUCUGCGAUUCCCGCCGCACCCAGAGCAUCCCUCACCUCCACGGCAAGCUCCGGUUCGGCGACAACCUUGAAGACGAGUGGUUCGUCGUCUUCCUCCUCUUCGAAAUUUCUCGGCGGCUCCCUCAUCUCUCGGUCCGCGUCUGGGACACCGACGGCGAGUUCCUCCUCAUUGAGGCCGCCUUUCACCUCCCCCGUUGGCUCAACCCCGACACAUCCACCAACCGAGUCUUCGUUCGUCGGGGCGAGUUGCACAUCGUUGACAGGGACCAAUUCCCUGCGACCCCUACUCUGCAGGAGUCAUUGUUAUAUCUGAUGAAUUCCGGAGACCAAUCGAGAGCGUCUGAUUCCGUUCAGUCUGCUAUCGAAAAUCGUAUUCGGGAGUAUCCAGAGCGAGCGCGGGGGAAUAUGCACAGGGUUAGGGUUAGGGUUCCGAUAUCAGUGGCGCAGGUGUUGAAGCACGAGCCGUGUUUGAUUUCCUUGGCGGUGGAGGGAUUCUACGACCGCGAUAUCGACUCCAUGAAGCACGCGGCGAAGAUGGAAAGGUUUUUGAGUAAAGGGAGUGGGGAAGAGAUUGUUCGAGUGUCGUUGAGUAUGUCGAGAGCCAUGUAUGCGCAGUUGGCACAGCAAACUUUUCAGGCGCCCAAGUGUUAUCCCAUGCCGCCUAGGAGUGAGGGGGCGGUUUACGUGGAGGCAGAAUUAGGGAUGAAGAUUACGUGUGGGCUUGAAAUGAUGUAUCAGUCGCGGAGGCGUGAGGGGUUGGAAGGGAAGGGGAAUACAUGGGAGGCGUUCAGGGAGAGUUUGGAGAGGAGUGGGUUCUUUGAGGGGUUACUUCCGGGUUCAAAGGAGCAUCGUCGGCUGAUGGAGAAUGCGCUAGAGUAUUACAGAAAAAGUUCUUUGUUUUCUAGAGCCAGUGAAAUGAUGAGUGCUCCGGUGAGACGAAUAGAUGAGAUUCUUGAUCUACCUUAUUCAGUUGACGAUUUUGUGGGUCAGGAGCUCCCUCCUUCAGAUGAUGAUUCAUGGCUCUACAAUGGGGAGGAUGAACUGAAUGCGGCCCUCAGAGAGAGAGAGAGGGAGAUGGAACUUUAUAAUUCAAAACAUAGAAAGCAGAAGUCAAAAGAGCAGCAGGACUCUGGACCCUUUUCUGGCAAAAACUUGGAUGAUUCUGGUCUUGGGGACAUUGCACAAUCCAUGCAAGCAUUCGUUCAUAAGAUGUCCAGCUAUAAGGGAGCAGAGGUUCCUGAAAAGAGAAGCCUGCAAGCUGUGGACCUUGAUGUGGACCGUUUUAUGAAGGAGGUGGAAUCAGUAAUGGGACAUCAUAGCUGGGAAGACACUGGCAAUGACGUGGAUCUUGAGGAAGGGUCCUCAUCUGACAUGCAUUUUGAUGAGUCUGAUGAUGGUGAUAUAGAGUCUUCUGAGGAAAAUGAGGGAGGGGAUACUUUCAUGCGUUCCUAUUCUGAUGCCCUGAAUGAGCAACUGAAGAAUACCACACUUGACAAAAGUUUUGUUCGUGCGCAAGAACAGUCUUCAAAGAAGGACGAGGGGACAUCAAAUGCAACGGAAGACAUGGAUGAGGAGUUCACUCCAGUGGACGUGGAUGUGAACCUUGUAAAGAGUUUUAUUGAUUCCUUUUCUUCUCAACAAGGGCUUCCUGGCCCUGCUUCCAAUUUGCUAGGCCUAAUGGGUCUGCACCUGCCAGAAGAUCCUAAAAAAGACAAGUGAAGUAUUCUGCUUUUGACAUAUCCUCAUGGUCUUGAUUGAGGAACCGCAGCAUUAUGUAGGUCCUUGCAUGGCAAAGAACGUGGAGGACAUCUUGUCAAGAGUGUCAUUUUGAUGCCUGGAGAAAGCAUGACCUUCCCUGCCUGAAUUGUUGAUCUCUUGCUUCCAAUGAUUAUCUUGACACCAUAAUUGUGCAAUGCGGGGGGCUUCAUUAAGUGGCCAUAAAAAACCCUCCAAAUGACACUGGGCUGGUUCGACGGGAACGCGAGUGAUAGCGUGUAAUUUAAAAAAAAAAAACCCUCCAAAUGGGAAUGUGCAUACCAUGUUAAUAGCAGACACGAACCAUUUUCCCUCAUAAAUAGAAAGGUUUAGUUUUCCUCUUGGUUUCUAAUGUACCCAAAACUCGGAAGAUGAAAAAGGAGGACGGCUGGCGUGGGCUUUGCCAAUUGUCAUUACAGAUUUAUUAAAAAAAAAACAAAGAAACUGUUUGCUAA
This is a messenger RNA of Diospyros lotus (date-plum), 2550 nucleotides long. Its product is annotated as protein ecdysoneless homolog. Lineage: Eukaryota; Viridiplantae; Streptophyta; Magnoliopsida; Ericales; Ebenaceae. Gene Ontology annotation, cellular component: nucleus. The record is from RefSeq and is a predicted model, not a curated record.